Closterium sp. Naga37s-1 is the source of this 2259-nucleotide messenger RNA. Lineage: Eukaryota; Viridiplantae; Streptophyta; Zygnematophyceae; Desmidiales; Closteriaceae. The record is from the annotation of a GenBank genome assembly.
AUGCUGCAGCGCAUCUACGGCACGGCGUGGGAGAGCGAGGCGCAGCUGCUGCAGUACCGGCAGCAGGUGGAGGAGGCCAAGCGCAGGGACCACCGGAGGUUGGGCAAGGAGCUGGGGCUGUUCUCCAUCCAGAGCGAGGCGCAGCUGCUGCAGUACCGGCAACAGGUGGAGGAGGCCAAGCGCAGGGACCACCGCCGAUUGGGGAAAGAGCUCGGGCUGUUCUCCAUUCAGCUGCUGCAGUACCAGCAGCAGGUGGAGGAGGCGAAACGGAGGGACCACCGGAGGUUGGGCAAGGCUUCCCCACAGGCGUGUUUUGAGUUGACUGGAGCACUGGAGGAAGGAGCACCUGAGGCGGGGGUACGAGCUGCUGUAGCCUCCCUUGACGCAGGGGGAGGAUUGGUGUUCUGGCACCUGAGGGGGGCACUGGAGGAAGGAGCAUAUGAGGCGAGAGAGGACGCGGGUGGAGGAUUGGUGUUCUGGCAUCCCAGGGGGGCGAGAGUAAGGGCGAUGAUAGAGGAGCACUGGAGGAAGGAGCAUUUGAGGCGGGGGUACGAGCUGCUGUACACGCCGCACAUGGCCAAGCUGGACCUGUGGAAGACCAGCGGGCACUAUGAGUUCUACCGGGAAAACAUGUUUGACCAGCUGCUGUACACGCCGCACAUGGCCAAGCUGGACCUGUGGAAGACCAGCGGGCACUACGAGUUCUACCGGGAAAACAUGUUUGACCAGAUGGAGGUGGAGGAGGAGCAUUAUCAGAUCCGACCCAUGAACUGCCCCUUCCACAUCAUGCUCUACAACGACUCGCUGCACUCCUACCGCGACCUGCCUAUAAGGUGCGACCGCCCCAUGAACUGCCCCUUCCACAUCAUGCUCUACAACGACUCCGUGCACUCCUACCGUGACCUGCCCAUCAGGUGGGUGCCUCCACAUCAGGUGGGUGCCUCCCCAUCAGGUGGGCGGAGCUGGGCACGGUGUACCGCUAUCAGCGCUGCUGCCCAGGCUCAAGGCCCAUCCUCCCCUUCUUGUCCUCUUCCCCCUUCCCACCCCCCCACAUCCCAUGCGCUCAGGUGGGCGGAGUUGGGCACAGUGUACCGCUAUGAGCGUUCGGGCACGAUGCACGGGCUCUUCCGCGUGCGCGGAUUCACCCAGGUGGGCCUCACUGCCUUUCAGGUGGCCGUUCAGGUGCGUGGAUUCACCCAGGACGACGCAUAUAUCUUAUGCCUGCCCUCUCAAAAUCGGGACGAGAUGCGCGGUGUGCUGGACCUCACAGAGGCCAUGCUCACACACCCACACCCACGCCAUCCCCCGCCUCUUCCCCCCCUGGCUCCCAGCCCCCCUGCCUUCCUCGACGACGCACACAUCUUCUGUCUGCCCUCCCAAAUCAGGGACGAGAUCCGUGGGGUGCUGGACCUCACAGAGGCGAUGCUGACGGACUUUGGCUUCCAGCAGCUGGAAAUCAACCUCUCCACCCGCCCGGAGAAGUCUGUUGGGGAUGAUGCCAUCUGGGAGCAGGCCACUCAGCAGCUCGAGAUCAACCUCUCCACCCGCCCGGAGAAGUCUGUCGGGGAUGACGCCAUCUGGGAGCAGGCCACGCAGGUAAGGGGGUUACAGCAGGCUGCACAUGUGAAAGGGGGAGGCUGGGGGGGUGGGAGGGGAGGCACGUGGAGAGGCAUGUGUUCCCACGUCUCUUGGCUUCCAGCAGCUCGAGAUCAACCUCUCAACUCGGCCAGAGAAGUCUGUUGGGGAGUCUGGGAGCAGGCCACGCAGGUAGGUUGGGGCAGGCACAGGCAAAGGCACACGGGUGUGCUCUUUGGCUUCCAGCAGCUCGAGAUAAACCUCUCCACCCGCCCGGAGAAAUCCGUCGGGGAUGACGCCAUCUGGGAGCAGGCCACUCAGGCGCUGAGGGAGGCGCUGCAAGACAAGGGGUGGGAUUACACCGUGGAUGAGGGUGGAGGAGCGUUCUAUGGGCCCAAGAUAGAUGUGAAGAUCAUGGAUGCCAUUGGCCGCAAGUGGCAGUGCUCCACCAUCCAGGUGGACUUCAAUCUGCCGCACCGCUUCAACAUGGUCUAUGCGGAUGCGGACGGCACUCGCCGCCCGCCCAUCAUGAUCCACCGCGCCAUCUUUGGGUCCCUGGAGCGGUUCUUUGGCAUCCUCAUUGAGAACUACGCGGGCGACUUCCCCCUCUGGUUUGCGCCCACUCAGCUGCGCCUGCUGCCAGUCACAGACUCCGAGGUCUCCAUCGAUGUCAGAACAUUAUAG